AAAAUCUGUCAAAACGCUUGGAACAGCACACUCAUUGAAGAACUGUUUUUCGUCAACUUGUGUUGUGAGACAAUUGUAUUUGGAUUGAAAAUAAAAAAAGAGGGAAAAUAAGGCAGACGAAAACAUGACUCCUGUCGAACAUGUAUCAUUGUGUCUGACAGCAGUGAUGUUGGUGUUGAUGAGAACUUCAGUUGGAUUGAUGAGCAUUAGAACAGAUGAGGGUUUGGUGAAUGUUGCACUCAACAAAGACAUUGUCGUGGCUAAUGUAUCAGAUGAAGAUGUUGGUGUAGCCGUAGAUGGUAAAAGAAGUUCUUGCAUUAUAAAAGACACAGGGCAUGAUAUUUGGUGGCGAGUGGACCUUGGUGAUCUUCACACUAUUUUCGACAUUCGAGUUAAACCAACGGAGGAAUAUUUUAGCCAGAAAUACGCAGAAAGAAAAACUUGUCACCAAAAACUAAGGGGCUACGAGGGUACGGUCAGCACUACGGUCAGUGGAAGGACAUGCCAGCGCUGGGAUCAACAAAAGCCCCAUAAACAUACAUUCCACCCGGAAAAUUUUUGGUAUCGAGGAUCAGAUUUUUUGAAGAAUAAUUACUGCCGCGUUCCCAAUGACUGGAUAAUGCCGUGGUGUUUCACUACUGAUCCUGGAGUAGAAAGAGAAUAUUGCGAUGUCUGGGUUAAGGAGUGUGUCAACGGGUGA
This is a messenger RNA of Ruditapes philippinarum (Manila clam), 700 nucleotides long. RefSeq names its product prothrombin-like. The record is from RefSeq and is a predicted model, not a curated record. The transcript has 5 exons. Gene Ontology annotation, molecular function: signaling receptor binding; endopeptidase activity. Lineage: Eukaryota; Metazoa; Mollusca; Bivalvia; Venerida; Veneridae. The coding region runs from base 125 to 700 and encodes 191 amino acids.